AUGUACAUCCCUAAGUCAGCCGCGGGUGAAAUCGCCGGCGCGCCUAAGUCCCCACCGCAAGGGGGCGGGCUAGCGGGCGCGCGCAUGAAUCCGCCGGCGCUGGCGCGCUGAGGCAGUCGCGCGCGUCUAAGUCCCCACCGCCGGGGGCGGGCUAGCAAGUGCGCGCAACGACCGAGGCGCCCCUGUCGAGCUGAGAGUGGACUCUUCACAACACGCGCACUCGCACCGCGAGCCUCUUUAGUCUUCCCCCUAACGCUCCAAACUACUUCCUAACACUCGUACUGUGUCUCGUGUACUCACUGGUUGCCGAUCCAGUCCCCUCUCGAGACACACGAUUUAACAGGUUAUGAGCCCGAGCUAAAGCUGCUACAACGAUGCCUUCACCACCAUCAUGAUCACGUUUGUCAUCAUCAUCGCUCUGUACCACACCGUUGCAACCGCCCUCGCCCAUGUGACCGGCCGUUACCGCACCAUGACGCAACUUGACACGUCGCACCUGGACCCGACUGUGAGCGUGACAGUCCGGCCCAGCGUGAACGUCGUCGCACUCCUAGGUCGUCUACCAUCGAACCGUGAGCUCCACCUUCCAAAUGACACCCUUGUACUCGACUCGGGCGCCUCCCACCACAUGGUCAAGGACGCGUCUCUCUUCGACGCCUGGCACACACGGUCACACGUCGCCGUCGAUGGCGCUGGUGGGUCACUCAUGGCACAAGGCACCGGCUCGAUCACGAUACGAACGUCGAAACAACGAACGAUCAAGCUCUGCAACGUCUACUACGUCCCCGACCUUCCAGCCAACCUGAUCUCGGUCAUGCAGCUGCGACGCGAGCGCGUUUACACCCACUUUGGCAAGACCAUCGAGCUCCGGUCACAAGGUCAACUCAUAGGUGUGGCAUCACUCAUUGCGAAUCAACUGUCGACACUGGACGCCACCCCAAUCCGGAGCACGGUGUCACCGGUCGCAGCAGCCGCCGUCCCUCUCCUGACUCUGCACCAACGAUUCGGCCACCUAUCCCUCCCCAACCUGCAAAGGGCAGCAUCGUCGGGUCAACUCCAAGGUCAAACAUGGACGUACUCGGUGGCCGAAUGCAAGGCCUUCUCCUGCGACACCUGCAAAGCCGCCAAAGCAACAAGGACACCUUUCCCAACGUCGGACUCUCGCGCUUCGCAACCACUCGAACUGGUCCACUCCGACAUCCUCACUCUGUCAGGAUGA
Messenger RNA from Microbotryum saponariae, 1219 nucleotides. The record is from the annotation of a GenBank genome assembly. Lineage: Eukaryota; Fungi; Basidiomycota; Microbotryomycetes; Microbotryales; Microbotryaceae.